Macrosiphum euphorbiae (potato aphid) is the source of this 573-nucleotide messenger RNA. The record is from the annotation of a GenBank genome assembly. Lineage: Eukaryota; Metazoa; Arthropoda; Insecta; Hemiptera; Aphididae.
AUGGUCGCUACUUCGUUGUUAGAAAAAGUAUUAAACGCGCCGUCGUCGUCGCAGGAGUCAUUGCACGACUUAUCCGUUUUUUUGUCUACAUUCGACGAAAAUAUUUUUUUAUUAUCCGCGAUGGACAUUCUCGACCUCGGGUCGUUCAUUUUGUUUACUUCGGCUUUCCGUGCGUUACCACUCGCUACUCGCAAAUUAUUUGAAUCCACCAUGACAAAUAACGACGUUUAUCCAUCAGUCGAUAAACUACUGAAAUUCGUGCGGGAUCGUAUUACUGUAUUAGAAAAUGUGGGCGAGCCACGGAAGACUAGUGCCAAGCCGAAGCCGUUGCUUGUGACCGGGCCGUACGUCAGCCGCCGUUCGGGGAAAAGUAAGCCCGUGGCGCUGGUCGCCGCGAAACCCACGGAGAAUCGUCCGCAGACUACCACCAACCCGUGUUCAUGUUGUCAGGGUUCGCACUACAUCAGCACGUGUCCGAAGUUCCGAUCAUGGUCACUGGACGAUCGGAAUCGAUGGGCCCACGAAAAUAAACAAGAAAUUCGUUUGCCCAAACCGGUGUAUAUUUCCCCUUAA